AUGAAGAGCAUGGGGUGCAAAGGGACCAGCACAUGCAAAGACCCCGUGGCAGGAGGCGUGUGCACGUUCGUGAGGGGCCUGCGGCUGGGGGUGGCCAUGCAGCCCUGCCCCGAAGAGCAGUACUGGGACCCGCUGCUGAACACCUGUGUCUCCUGCAAAACCAUCUGCAGCAAUCAGAAUCCACGCACCUGUGCAGCCUUCUGCAAGUCACUCAGCUGCCGCAAAGAGCAAGGCAGGUACUAUGACCAGCUCCUGGGGGACUGUAUCAGCUGUGCCUCCAUCUGUGGACGUCACCCCAAGCAAUGCACACACUUCUGUGAGAACAAGUUCAGGAGUCAAGUGAACCUCCCACCAGAGGUCAGGAGACAGCGGACCGGAGAGGCCUCGACCCGGGCAGACAACCUAGGGAGGUACCAGGGACCAGAGCACAGAGGCUCGGAUGUGGGUCCAGCCCCCCCAGGGCUAAAGCUGAGCGCCGACCAGCUGGCCCUGGUCUACAGCACGCUGGGGCUCUGCCUCUGCGCCAUCAUCUGCUGCUUCCUGCUGGCCGUGGCCUGUUUCCUGAAGAGGAGGGGGGACCAGGUCUCCUGCCAGCCACCCCCAGGGCCAUGUCGGAUGCGGGCCAAGUCCUCCAAGGCAGAUCACUGGAUGGAAGCGGGCAGCGCUGCAGGGGCAACGCCCGAGCCGACGGAGACGUGCAGCUUCUGCUUCGCAGAGUGCAGGGAGCCUGAGCGUGCCGGGAGGUGGGCGCGCCACGGCCAGAGCGCAGCCGGACAGCCCUGCGUGCGCGCCCCGAACGGUGGCCUCUGUGGCAUUGAGGUCGUGUGCACGCCCGCCCAAGAAGGAGGCCUGGCCACAUGA
Molecule: messenger RNA, 861 nt
Organism: Lagenorhynchus albirostris (white-beaked dolphin)
Lineage: Eukaryota; Metazoa; Chordata; Mammalia; Artiodactyla; Delphinidae
Gene: TNFRSF13B
Product: TNF receptor superfamily member 13B
Exons: 5
Coding region: 1-861 (286 amino acids)
Cellular component (GO): plasma membrane
Source: RefSeq, a predicted model, not a curated record